CGUUCUGUCACUGUCAAAUGUAGAGCAGGCGACCAUUGGGGACAAGGUAGCGUUGAACAGAAGAGAGAGAGAGAGAUAUAGAUAGAGAGAUAGAGAGGACAGUAGUCGCGUAUUGUCGCAACAUUUUCUUGUGCGUGCAUCAUUAUAAACUUAGUGCCAGCCAGGUCUUCUGUAUUAAUUAUUGCAUGCGUAGAGCAGAUCAUCCAGCGUUGGACUGGCAUCUGGUUACGAAAGAAACGGGACGGCACCAGUGGAAAUACUAUCUGAAAACUCCAUUAGCCUUGCUUCGUUCGUUUUACAAUUGCCAGCAGUCAGUCACAGCAGCCUAUUUCCGAGGACGCGAAUCGCGAUCACAGGGACCGCUGGAGAAGUCUCACGUUUUGUCGUUUGAUUUAUAGACUGGUCACUGUAAUUUACGCAAUAGCCUAGUUUUCUGGACUCAUUGUAUUUUUUUUUCUCUCUUUGGUCCAAAGUAGUCCAUGCAAGCCUAGUUGCUAUACCAUUUUUUAAGAAACCUACGUGACAGACAGAUUCAAUCAUUACUCUCAAACGGGACAAACGAGGGACCAUGGUGAAUCCUGGAGGUAGCAGCCAGCCCCCUCCGGUGGGAGCAGGGUCCCUGUCCUGGAAGAGGUGUGCGGGCUGCGGGGGGAAGAUCGCUGACCGCUUCCUUCUCUAUACCAUGGACAGCUACUGGCACAGCCGAUGCCUUAAGUGCUCCUGCUGCCAGGCCCAGCUGGGGGAGAUAGGCACCUCCUGUUACACCAAGAGCGGCAUGAUCCUCUGCAGAAACGACUACAUCAGGUUAUUUGGGAACAGUGGGGCAUGCAGUGCUUGUGGCCAGUCCAUUCCAGCCAGUGAACUGGUCAUGAGGGCACAAGGCAAUGUGUACCAUCUCAAGUGUUUCACGUGUUCUACCUGCCGGAACCGGCUGGUCCCAGGGGACAGGUUCCACUACAUCAACGGCAGUCUGUUCUGUGAACACGACAGACCCACAGCACUCAUCAAUGGACAUUUGAGUUCACUGCAGACAAACCCACUACUGCCCGACCAGAAGGUGUGUUAGGAGCAAGGUGUGCAAGAAGCAGGAUGCGUGCCUUCAUUUUAACCCUAGCUUAUUGUCACCCACUACUUUCUGGAUCCCUGUACCAUCCCCCCUGCCCUGCCCUGCCCCCAGCCCCUCCCCCCCCCUGCUCUCCAGGCACCCAGACUCUUACCUGAGCCCCCAGGCAGCCUCCUCAAUCUACCAAGACCCCCGCUUCUCUCUGUACAACACCCACCCUCGUCCCCACCCUAACUCCCUUUUACGGGAGGACAUACCCCCCCGCUUCUCUCUGUACAACACCCACCCUCGUCCCCACCCUAACUCCCUUUUACGGGAGGACAUACCCCCCCGCUUCUCUCUGUACAACACCCGUCCUCGUCCCCACCCUAACUCCCUUUUACGGGAGGACAUACCCCCCCGCUUCUCUCUGUACAACACCCACCCUCGUCCCCACCCUAACUCCCUUUUACGGGAGGACAUACCCCCCCACGCUUAUGAUACGCCUGAGAUGUGAUUCUGAGGACUCCAUGAUUCUGACACUGGACUGAAAGUAGACUUGAUCAGAACUGGAGGGACACUGAGAAAGAGAGGAAGAGGAACCGAUUUGAGGAUGGACAGAACGAGACAAAGAAAGAGAGAAAAAUACAAAAUGAAGCUAAAUCAAGUUGCGGUUGUUUUUUCAAAUCUGCACACAGUUGUACAUUUGUUUUUUGUUUUUAUUAUCGGGGGAAAGAAACGACUGUCUCCUUUUAAUGUAUCCCUCUUAUUUUUACCUCCUACUUGCCUUCCAACCUGAUAUUCGCUUGUUCAUUAUUUGAAGUGUUGUGAAGAGACUGUGUUUCUAUUUUGGUGGUAUAUAAAACAAGACUAGGUUAAAAAAUAUCUGUGGCUUUUUUUGUGGAAACGUAAUACCAUUACGAUGAGCAUUCUCUUGGUGUAUUUGUAAAACUACCAUGUAUGUAUGCAUGUAAAUGUUUUUGUCCUGACGUGGCUCACAGUACAUUCUGCUCCUGACACAGCCUAAUGGACCAUACAGACCAUAACGAAUGUGGGCCGUGUGCAGCAGGGGUCUGUCCUAUCGCCUCUGACCACAAACCGCGGCCGGCAGUUUCUGUUCACUUACCGACGAUUCUUCAUGUUGAAUCACCUCCGCUCAUCGACACAGAUGAUCUACUGCACACAGCCAAUGUUGGUGUUGGUCUUUCCUCUUCCUUAACCCCGACUCCUCUCCUCGCAACCUGAACCUGAACCUGAACCUGAACCUAAACCUGAACCUAAACCUGAACCCAUGGCUUAACAAAAGAAAGAUGUUCACAGUCACUAAUGUAGAGAUUUUCACCAACCCUAUAAAUUCAUGAAUGAAAGAAAAAUCUAUUUGUGAUAUUUUCAGAGACAUUUGCUCCAGUAUGGUGUAUUUGAUUAAUAAAAAUGAUUAUGAUACAGAAAA
This is a messenger RNA of Oncorhynchus keta (chum salmon), 2492 nucleotides long. It is a transcript of the gene lmo4b, whose product is annotated as LIM domain only 4b. NCBI's taxonomy places the organism in Eukaryota, Metazoa, Chordata, Actinopteri, Salmoniformes, Salmonidae. Bases 569 to 1066 code for a protein of 165 amino acids. The record is from RefSeq and is a predicted model, not a curated record. The transcript is spliced from 5 exons.